Messenger RNA from Drosophila montana, 768 nucleotides. RefSeq lists its product as uncharacterized. NCBI's taxonomy places the organism in Eukaryota, Metazoa, Arthropoda, Insecta, Diptera, Drosophilidae. Bases 66 to 479 code for a protein of 137 amino acids. The transcript has a single exon. The record is from RefSeq and is a predicted model, not a curated record.
UUUCAGAUCAUUCAAUUGCCACACUUCAAAACCCACACACCCACCAUAUCCACAGAGAUUCCAGGAUGAAAUUGUUCAUAGUACUCAGCGCUCUGUUUGCCUGCAGCUCGGCGGGACUUAUACGCAGCAGCGGUUGGAUCGGCGGCAAUAGCGGCUGGAGCUCGAAUCCCUGGGGCAGCAGCAGCAGCAGCGGCUGGAGCUCGAAUCCUUGGGGCAGCAGCGGCAGCAGCGGCUGGAGCUCAAAUCCUUGGGGCAGCAGCGGCAGCAUCAGCAGCGGCUGGAACAGCGGCUGGUCCUCCCAGCCCAAGAUAAUUAAGGUAAUCAAAAUUGGCGGCGGCGGCGGCGGCGGCUGGAACAAUGGAGGUGGCUGGAGCAACGGUGGCGGAUGGUCUGGCCAGAGCCUCGGCGGCAGCGGCUGGUCCAGUGGCAACAAUGGUUGGUCCAGUGGCAACAAUGGCUGGGGCAGCAGCAGCUGGUAGUAAGGAACGCUGGCAACUCUGGGACCUCUCGUUUUCGAUUUGAUUUUAUUGAUUUUUGAUAUUAUAUUACGUAUAUAUAUAAGACAGUUUUUUUUCUCUCCCAUUUUUAUAAACAAGUCAUUUUUUUUUUUUUUAAACAAAUACAAAUUGCAAAUUGUAAAUUAAGCAAAAAAUUGCAUGAUUUCUGUUCGAAUGCAUCGCCGGAUCGUUGAAAGAUGAUUGACGAGCAUUCUCUAGCCACGUUUCAGUGUGCCAUAUUUCAUUUCAUAGUCGAGAGCAAUUAAAAACU